Aspergillus nidulans FGSC A4 is the source of this 1584-nucleotide messenger RNA. Its product is annotated as putative MFS transporter. Gene Ontology annotation, molecular function: transmembrane transporter activity. The transcript has 6 exons. Bases 1 to 1584 code for a protein of 527 amino acids. The record is from RefSeq and is a predicted model, not a curated record. Gene Ontology annotation, biological process: transmembrane transport. NCBI's taxonomy places the organism in Eukaryota, Fungi, Ascomycota, Eurotiomycetes, Eurotiales, Aspergillaceae. Gene Ontology annotation, cellular component: membrane.
AUGCAUUCACCGGUCAUGUCAGCUGAAACUCAGGGUCCACUAGCCCCGCGGGCUGUCGACGAGAAAGCUAUCGCGAUAAAUGGGAUCGAUGCCCUAGGCGAAGAAGCCAGGCCCAUUGACCCUGAAGUUGAGCGGCGGGUGUUGAGGAAGAUAGACCUCUUUCUGAUGCCCGCCAUGGUGAUCGGGUACGGCCUGGUGUACUAUGACAAGGCGAUCCUCGGCAGCGCUGCUCUCUUUGGCAUGACUACAGACCUCCAGCUAUCGGUCACAGAUACCUCUGUCAGCCCGCCAACUACUGAUACGUCUAGACUCAGCUGGGCAACUUCGAUCUUCUACUUUGGUCAACUUGCUGGCUCCUAUCCGAUGACAUACACCCUGCAGCAUUUUCAGACGAAACAUGUCCUGGGGCCGGUUGUCAUGCUGUGGGCGAUCAUCUGCGCUGCCACGGCUGGUGUGACGACAUGGCAGGGGCUCUAUGCCCAGCGGUUCUUUUUAGGCUUCACUGAGUCCAUCAUCCCCACCGGGUUCAUGGUGACGGUCAGUGGUUACUAUACGCAAAGAGAGCAGUCGUCGCGCCAGAGCUGGUGGUUCUCCGGGACUGGCUGGUUCACUAUCAUAGGCGGUGCUUUCAACUAUGGCUUUGCGCAGAUCGACGGUGGCGCAUUAAAACCAUGGCAGUACAUAUACGUCUUCGCUGGGGUGCUUACGUUCCUCUUCGGCAUCUGGUGCUUUUUCCUCCCGAACGACCCGUUGAAUGCGUGGUUCCUCACCCCUGAGGAACGACUUGUGGCAGUAGAGAGACUCCGAGCCAGCCAGACCGGCGUCAAGAACCAAACGGUCAAGAAGGGACAGCUCAGGGAGGCGAUUCUUGAUAUCAAGAUCUGGCUCGUUGCCCUGACCAUGGCUGCUGCGUAUGGACCCCUCUUCUUCGCCAUUCUUACACCUUUCUACUUCUUGUAUACCGUCAACGGCGCCGUCUCCGGAUUCGGUCCACUCAUCGUCUCCACGUUCGGCUACUCUUCCCUCGAAAGCAUCCUUUUCCAGUUUCCGCUCGGCGGCCUCUCGGCGUUCGGAAUCAUUGGGACUGGCUGGCUAUGUUCUCGAUACCGCAACAUCCGUGUCCUCUCACUCGUUCUCUGCAGUCUCCCUGUGAUCGCCGGCUUCGUCAUGAUCUGGAAGUCCAGCUGGGGCCACAAGCCGGUGACUCCGGUCGCUGGGUACUCGCUCAUCGGGUUCUUCGGGCCUGUUGUGGGUCUCACAAUUUCGCUCGGUGCUAGUAACGUUGCUGGCGAGACGAAGAAGAGCUUCAUGGCGGCGGCAGUAUUUGUGGCGUACUGUGUAGGGAACAUUGUUGGGCCGCAGUUAAUCCAUAGUCAGCAGAAAGCUGCGCAUUACCCUGAUUUAUGGACUGGCCUUAUAAUCUGUUAUUGCAUUACUAUCCUCUCUGCCUCGGUGCUGUGUGUGCUGUGGUUCCGCGAAAACAGGCGCCGGGAGGCGCUUAACUUAGAUGAAAGCGAAGCUGAUCGACUUGCUUUUAAGGAUCUUACAGACAAAGAGAACUUGCAUUUCAGAUAUGUGUACUAG